This is a messenger RNA of Phanerochaete carnosa HHB-10118-sp, 1059 nucleotides long. RefSeq lists its product as uncharacterized. Gene Ontology annotation, cellular component: nucleus. The record is from RefSeq and is a predicted model, not a curated record. NCBI's taxonomy places the organism in Eukaryota, Fungi, Basidiomycota, Agaricomycetes, Polyporales, Phanerochaetaceae. The transcript has 10 exons. The coding region runs from base 1 to 1059 and encodes 352 amino acids.
AUGGCAGAAAUAGACAUCGAGGAGGUGAGGAUUGCGACGAAGGAUAUUGUCCGCCAGGCUUCCGAGGACAAUACACUGCACGAGAUUACGCCGCGUCAGAUUCGCCAGAGGAUUGAGAAGCAGCUAGGUCUGAAUGAAGGGUCCUUGGACGCGAGAGAGUUUAAGGAUGCGGUGAAGGCUGUAACGGCAGAGGCCAUGGAAGAUCUGGAGAACGAGAGAGACUCUAAGGGCAAUAGAAUGGAGGCUGAUGAGGAAAAGGGAGAGAAGGAGCCAGCGCCGAGCAAGAAACGCAAGUCAGAUGCGGCUGUCGCAGAGAACAGAAAGAAGUCACGCGCCGAGAAGUCCGAGAAAGCCACCAGGGCAAGGGAUCAACCCAGCUCUACCUCUACUUCGAAGUCGAAACCUAAAGAUGGCCUCAAGAACCCGAAAGGUCAGAAGGUCGUGCGGUCUGCGUCAAUUGUACCGUCCUCGGACGAGGAGGGAGAUGACAAACCGAAAUUAAAGUCUUCAAACGAAGUGUCUAGCCCAAUCACCCAAGAGCCACCUACACCACACGCUCGCGAUUCUGAAGACCAAGACGAAGUGCCGAAGCGCAAACGGGGGAAGAAGGUAGAUAAGGCCACCACAGGCCGCAAGCGCAAAGCGAAAGACGUGGAUGAGUCGCCGCAAGACGCAGAGAUCAAGCGUCUCAAGUCUUUUGUGACCGCCUGUGGCACGCGCAAGGUGUGGAGCAAAGAGUUUAAGGACAUCAUGGACGACAAGAGCGGGCAGAUCCGCCGGCUUAAGGCUCUGCUUACCGAGCUCGGCAUGACGGGGCGCCUAAGUAUGGAAAAGGCGAAGGCGAUCCGCGCGGAGCGCGAGCUCGCACAGGAGUUGGAGGAUGUGAGAAACUUUGAGAAGGCGGUGGUCAAUGGGCGUACGAGGACAGGACAGCCUGCAAAGCACAUGGAUGAGUCCGACGAAGAAGCGGAGAAUGAGGCCGUUCCAACGAAGAGACGGGCACCAAACGCACGCAUGAGUAUCAUGGCAUUUUUGGGUGACCAGAGCGACGAGGAGUGA